Molecule: messenger RNA, 1929 nt
Organism: Penicillium brevicompactum
Lineage: Eukaryota; Fungi; Ascomycota; Eurotiomycetes; Eurotiales; Aspergillaceae
Product: caspase
Exons: 1
Coding region: 1-1929 (642 amino acids)
Biological process (GO): proteolysis
Molecular function (GO): cysteine-type endopeptidase activity
Source: RefSeq, a predicted model, not a curated record
AUGGACAACCAGCAUGCAGUAACAAGGCAUUAUGCGAUCCUCAUCGGCAUUGAUGCUUAUCCCCGCGGAUCCUUGACCAGCUGCGUACGAGAUGUAACAAGGAUCAAGGAAUGCCUCGAGGAUAAACUGAGUUCGGUGCAUGUCCGGACUUUGACAGCAAGCAAGAGCUCCGAUCCGGAGAUAGUUACUCCACGUGAAGACCCAGCAUGCUGGCCGACAUGUCGCAAUGUGACCUCGGCUUUUGAAGCCAUUACAUCUCAGGCAGAGCCGGGAGAUUCCGUUUACAUCCAUUACUCAGGGCACGGCACUAGACUUGAUCCGUGCUUUGACUUCUCAAACCAGUCCACCGGGGAUUUGGCACUGGUUCUUCUCAAAGGAGAUCAAAGCCCAGAGGAAUAUCUAAAGGGACUACGGUUGGCCUGCUUUCUCAAAAAAAUGGUUGACAAGAAUUUGAAAGUCACUCUUGUUCUGGACUGCUGUUUCUCUGCGACAGUAUACCGCAAUGGUGGACCUAGUGUCCGAUACCUCCCAUGCGACCUCGUGACAGCCCCAUCGACUUUACUAGACCCUGAGAUCAGCUUCAGAGGUGGAAAUCCUUGUUCUGCGAAGCGCAAUGGAUCUAUGCGCGACAACUGGCUAGUGGAACCUAACCGCUAUGCAAUACUCGCUGCUUGCGGGCCUGACGAGAACGCUAAAGGAGGCUCCGAAACAUCCGAAAAGGGGCUAACAUACGGAGUCUUGUCCUACUUCUUACUUCGAACAAUUUCUGCUCACGGGCUUGGGUGGAGACACAGGGACAUACAUCAUCAUAUACGUGCUAUUUUCUGGGAAUCCUGUAUCGCGCAACAUCCUGUCCUGUACGGGAACGCGGACCAAGGCUUCUUCGGUCCAGUCCAAACGCACCGCGGUGUAAGGUCAGCCCGCAUCGUCCAGCGUGAGGGAAUCAUUCAAAUACUAGCCGGCCAAGCGCACGGCGUCCGUGAUGGCGACCAGUUUACUGUGUUUUUUCCAACAUCGACAAGCGGUGAUGGGAAUGAGGAAAGAUUGAUCGCCAAGAUAAUCCAAGUUGGCGGUCUUACGUCUCAGUUAGAGCUGCUGGAUCCCCAUCGAAAAGUUCAGACAGGAUGGAUCGCAGAGCCACUCACUUGUGCGUAUCUCGCGCAAUUCCCCAUUCACUUGGCGCCCGACCUCCCACAUCGUGAUGAAUGGUUGGCAGCACUGAAGGAACGGUCACUUAGUACCAACAUCAACACUCCCCAGAUCCCAGUAUUCCACGUCGUGUUGAAGAACAUCGAUGAAUACGAGAUCCUAGACAGCUCUGGUCAAAAUUUGAUCAAUUUGCCAGCCUUGCCCCGAGACCAAGUGGACACUGGCCGCAUCUGCGAUGUGCUAGAGCAUUUGACCAGGUUCAAAGCGACCAAGGAAUUGAAUAAUCAGGUGCCUAAUGCUGCAUUCCGAACGUCAUUUGACGUUCAGAUAGUCAACGAUGGAGCAGUGUUCGGUCCAGAGGAACAGAUAGAGGUGCGACACAACACCCCUCUCGAAUUAACCAUAAACAACAAAGGCGACACAACUCUGUAUGCGCAUGUUUAUAAUCUCGGCCCGUGUUGGAGGGUCAAAGGGAUUAUCCGAGCAACCUACGAGGCGAUUCCUCCACGGAAAGAUCCCCACAAUGGCAGCUUGUCACUUCCAGGAAAGUUGUCAAGGAGGAUCAGGAUGACAGUGCCUCCCAUAAUGAAGGACUAUGGUUCAUGCGAGGAUAUCAUCAAGGUCUUCGUAACAUCCCAGCCGACAUCGUUUGACUUGCUAGAGCUACCCAAACUUGGUGGGCUAACAGAUAUAUUUUCGGGCAAUAGGGGCAGCCAGUAUUCCAGCUCCGCAUCGGGGGAUUGGAUGGCAGUGAAUUUCUCGAUUCGUACAUUAGCCUGA